CUGCACUCCUGCUCCCGCGGGUCAUCCUCAUGCCAGCCUGGAAACAAGGGCUGGAUGUGCAGUGCUUGCUACUGGGAAACUCCCUUGGGAAGCGUGUUAGAGGGCAUAGUUCUUGAGUUUAAGGGAGCUGGAGACGCAGAAAAGGCAUGUUUGCACGUCUUGGCCAUCGCCUUCGCCUUGGAGGUGUCGGUGGGGAAGACCAACACUGUGAUGGCUCUGAAUAACUCCAACGUCCUGCUGCCCUGCAUCUUCACCACCUGCAUAGGCUUCCAGGACCUGGUCUUCACGUGGUAUUUCAACUCAACAGAGCUGAUUUACCAAGGCAAGAUAAAGAACAAGGCCACGGAGCCCACCCUGGUGUCUCGCAACCCGCGGGUCGACUUCGUGGGCUCGACCACCAAGAAGGACUACAACAUCUCCAUCGUCCUGAACAAUGUGGAGUUCAGCGACGCCGGCAAGUACACCUGCCACGUCAAGAACCCCCUGGAGAGGAAUGCACAGCACAAUGCCACCAUCUUCCUCACCGUGGUGCACAAGAUGGUGGAGACAGACAACACUGUGACGCUCAUCAUCGUGGGUGUUGUAGGGGGGCUCAUCGGCCUCCUCAUCCUCUUCAUGCUCAUCAAGAGGGUUGUGCUGUUCAUCAUCAAGAAGACCCAGGAUGGGAAGAAGGAAUGCCUGGUGAGCUCGUCAGGGAACGACAACACCGAGAACGGCCUGGCAGGCUCCAAGGCGGAACAAAAAGCACCACCAAAGGCAUGAAGCAGCAGUGCCCCGAGCCCAGCCCACCCCGCGGGGGGAGCAUGGGCAGGGGACGAGCCUUUCCCUUUUGUUUUCUUUCCGAACUGCCAACGCUUGAGACAUGUUUUUCUUACACACGUGCCUGCAACCUGCACUGCUUCUCGGAGAAGGCUUCGGCUGCCACGGGGACUGGGAGCUUCUCGCACGCUCGGACUGGGAGGCUGCUGGGGCAGAGGGAGCCGCCUGCUCCGCUCUGAGCCAAGGCAAGAGGGCAGGCAGGGAAGGGCCCGGGGGCUGGGGGUGCCCUGGUCUGCAGCUGGGCAGCUGCUGUGCCUGGGGGUGCCAGGAGGUGGGACACUGUGGGUCCCAGUGUUCCUGCAGGGUAGAGGCUGCGAGGAGUGGGGGGUGUCUCGCUGGAGGCUGGGGGGGCUGGGAGCUGCCUGCUUCAUCCAGAAGGUUUCUGGAGUGGAGCAAGGAUGCACAGAGCUGGCUGUAGAGAUGGAGUCUCCUGCUGCUGCUGCAUCUCCCAUGGGUCCAGCACAGGAUGGGAGGAAACAGGGCUGUUGUGGCGGGGCUUGGCUUCAGCUCCCCUGUUAAGCAUUCGAGAAACAAAUCGCUGAGAGGCCCUUUGCUGUGCCUCAGGUCCUCCCACAGCAGGGCUGGGGGGAGCAGUGGCUGGGUCUGGCUGUGUCCUGGGGUCACUACUGGCCCACGAUGGGGUGAAGUGUCACAUUUCACACUGGCUUUGCCCCCGUGCAGGGCCAUCCCUGGGGGCAGCAGGGGCUUCUCCCCAGGCAGCCGUGCUGGGAGCACUCCCUGGGUUUGUGCUGUCCCCCUCCCCUAUUUCUGAAGCUCAGCACUCAGAGCAGCCAUGCUCUUGAUGCUGAUGCCAAGGCUGGACUCGUUACGUGGAAAUUUUUAUAUAAGACUCCAGUGGGAAAGCAGCCGAUUGUGUUGCCCUUUCACCCAAGGAAAACUGUGGCAUCCAUCUGCCACGCAGGGAGGGGGCACAGUCGGGCCCUGGUGAGGGGGGCCGGGCCAGGGCUGUGCCACCGGCCCACUGGGCAACCUUGGGCAAGUUGCUCUGCCUCUCCAUGCCUCAGUUUCCCCAUCUGUAAAAUGGGGAUAAUAAUAUUGCUCUACCUCACGGGGUGGUUGUGAGGCUUCCGUGGCUAACGUUGAGACCCUGGGAUGAGAGGAGCCACAGAAAGCCAGAGGGUCUUUGUCAGUGGACUCAGGCAACCCAGCCCCCUUCCCAAGGGUGUGAGACACGAAGUGAAUGAGCUGAUUCUACAGCUGAGAUUGACCAUGUCCUUUACAGUGUGAUUUGUUCCCUGUUUCUCCUAUUUGUGGGUGUCUGACAGUGAAGCUGCAGGACAGGCAGCUCCCCAUCCCCACUCUAAUUUGGGUAUCACAGCUGAGCCAUGACUUCCCUGGCUGCAGGGGCUUGUGCCCUGACAGAGGUGCCAGAGUGGGAGGCAGGCGAGGAUUUGGUGAGCCAAGCAAGAAAGGAAAGGCUGGAGAUGGUGAUGUGGAAGGCAACUCGGAGCCUUUGCCAGGUGCACAGCAAGCUGACCACCCCAGGCUGGGCUCAGUGGCACCCACUGGAGCAGGGUCAUGUGCUGGGAGAGGGGACAGGUAGUGGCACCUGGCCCCCAGCAGGUUCCCUUGGCUGCUGGUCGGAUGUGGGAGUCGGGAUCCUGGUCCCCUCCCUAAGGGUCUGUGGGACCCUCAGGCAAGUCAGUUCUCUGUGCUUCAGGUUCCCCAUCUGUGAAUGGGGGGCAGUGAGCCUGAGCUCCCUCCUGGGAGGUGUGAGGUCAGGUGCCCUGCGUGGCUGUGCCAUGGUCCCGGGGUGGAGGGCACUCUGAUGCCCGGUGUUGUGACCUGGGGUGGAGGGUGCUCUGAUGCCCGGUGUUGUGACCUGGGGUGGAGGGCACUCUGAUGCCUGGCACUGUGACCUGGGGUGGAGGGCACUCUGAUGCCUGGCACUGUGACCUGCCACUGCCAUGUGUGCCAGCCCGGGAGGAGGUGUGAGACCUCCCAGUCACCCCGAGAGAACCCCCGGCCCGUCCUUGGAGGAGCCCUCCCGUGGGAGAGGACAGCAAGGGGAGGGAGGGAGGGAGGGAGUUUUUUUAAAGAACUAUUUUUAGCUGUCCUAACCUGUUGGCCUUUUUUAGCCGGUGUGUGUGGACGCAGCUCCACUUCCUGCCGGAUAUGCAAUGCUGCACUAUGCAUGGAUUACUCCUCUGGCUUGAUGGAAAAAGUCCACAUAAGCAGUUUUUGGGAAUGUAACUCCAUAUGCACACGGGUGCUGCACGCAGAGCAGGGGCCCCGGGGGAGCGGGCUGUCUCGGGGGCUUGUGCCAGCACCAGCAGGGUCCCUGCUCUCCCUGGGGCUUUGGGGGGUCUGCAGAGGUGUUCCAGGGCACACUGGGGGUGUGUGCUGCCACAGACAUGUGUGUGUAUGAGCAUAUGUAAAUCUGCGUGGGAGACACCUGCGUGUAAACACAGGAUGUGUGUGCGACAGGCUGCGUGAUGACUUAACAGCACAUUUUUGCACUGUAGAGGUUUAGUUAGCUUUGCCUUGAAUGAAAUAAAGUUUAUGUUUACUAGA
Corapipo altera (White-ruffed manakin) is the source of this 3354-nucleotide messenger RNA. It is a transcript of the gene SCN4B, whose product is annotated as sodium voltage-gated channel beta subunit 4. Gene Ontology annotation, molecular function: sodium channel regulator activity; transmembrane transporter binding. NCBI's taxonomy places the organism in Eukaryota, Metazoa, Chordata, Aves, Passeriformes, Pipridae. Gene Ontology annotation, cellular component: voltage-gated sodium channel complex; membrane. Gene Ontology annotation, biological process: regulation of ventricular cardiac muscle cell membrane repolarization; cardiac muscle cell action potential involved in contraction; regulation of sodium ion transmembrane transporter activity. The transcript has 5 exons. Bases 55 to 762 code for a protein of 235 amino acids. The record is from RefSeq and is a predicted model, not a curated record.